Molecule: messenger RNA, 3429 nt
Organism: Plodia interpunctella (Indianmeal moth)
Lineage: Eukaryota; Metazoa; Arthropoda; Insecta; Lepidoptera; Pyralidae
Product: 23 kDa integral membrane protein-like
Exons: 5
Coding region: 499-1311 (270 amino acids)
Cellular component (GO): plasma membrane
Source: RefSeq, a predicted model, not a curated record
GAUAGUGUUAGCAAGUAGGUAGAUACAGUUUCAUUUUCUUUCUAGAUGUUACAGAAUUCCUCUCAAUAAUUGGGUCCAGAAGACUUCAAACGCGUAGCAGAAACGAUCAUGGGUUUUAAAAUUAGAUGUGUCACUUCACUGCGCUAUUUAUACCAUUCGAAGCGCGGUGAAAACUCUAUUCAACAGUGUGGAAAGUAGGUUAGAUUACAACAAUAGCGAUAACAGUUUGAUAAGCUGAUUAGCGACUGAGUCAAAACAUUGGCCGUAUGAAUUCGUCAAUGAUAACGCACCCUGUUCUUUAGUAAAAGACGAUAAGUAGGUAUGUCCAUCUGAUAAAUGUUUAAUUUUGUGCCGUGGUUACGUUGCAUCACUUUGCCUGGGAGUUCGCUCACACAAAACAUUCUCUGUGCCGGAACGGUGGACCGCUCGCAAGCGCUCCUUUGUUUCCGAGACGAGUUUUUUUAACAAGACCUUUGUCAUGUGAAGCUGAACUCGAAAAUGGCCAUUUCGACCAACUGCUGGAAGUACCUCGUGCUAACUUUCAAUAUUCUGUUCGCAAUGUCAGCAGUGGUACUGUUUGGCGCGAGCGGGUUUCUGCUGUACCGCCUCUUCGUGUACCGGCAUUUCAUUGGGGUGAAUGUGGAAUACCCAGCCAUUCUGUUGCUGAUGAUGGCUAUCAUUUCGUGUUCAAUAGCUUGGAUCGGGUGGAGGACGGCCAGGUCUAUGCAUCAGAUUCAUGUGAUCAUAACUGGAAUUUUAAUAGUUCUCGUAGUGGUCAUAGAGUUCUCCUGCUUUGUGUGGGCCAUGGUCGUGUGGGACAAUAUCGAGAUCGACAUCAUCAGCACCAUGACCGGCUACUUCAAGCUGACCACCGAGCUGAAGGACCCGAGCUCGGCCGACGCGAUCCGAUGGGACAGACUGCACGUCAGGUUCGAAUGCUGUGGCUUGAGCGGUCCAACAGACUUCAGCUCCAUGGGUCAAGUCCCGUUCUCCUGCUGCGGCCAGGGUGCCAUGGACGCUCUGCACAAGCCGUACGCCUCAGAUUGCGCGGCCCUGUUCCAGCGUGGGUGCGGGAAACCGCUACACGAGUACGCAAGAGAACAGCUGUUGUUGAUCUCCAUGACUGCACUGACUGCUUCUAUACUGCAGAGCACAGGAAUAUUCUGCACGUUCUUCCUUGCGCAAGCGAUCAAGGAGCGACGACGAGCGUCCAUCAGGAACUCCUCAUCCCUGAGGGAAGCCACCUUCGCGGCUCCAGACGACUCCCUCCUCUCGCCCUCUGCGCCCGCUCCGACCUUGCCAAAGUAUUAGCUUAAAACUUUAGGAAGAUUAUGUCGCAGCCACUUGCCGAAAUUUGUGUCACAGUGGAUUUUAAACUAGUGUUUAAUUUUUUUAAAUGAUUCAACUGCAGAAAUUUGUUCAUAGAAAACUGAAAGGGCUAGCAAUUGGCUGCGAUAGAUACAAGAAUAAGACUGUUAUGCCGGCUCCACACUGUCGUCGAACAAUUCGUCGAACUUUGCCGGAUACGGUAUACAUAGAAGGUUUUUCAUUGCGGUAAAUAAAUGCACUCAUACUAACUAAGCAAUGUUGUUCAUGCAUUCGCGUCGUCGUGUCUGGGAUCGGCUACAGUGUCGAGCUGGCAUUAUACCUCGUCUAAUGAAAUGACGUGCUCUGCUUUCUUAAUAGACUACUAACGGCAAACGGUUCGCCGAACUUCGACGUACAUUUCUGGUUUUUCCUUGCCAUCAAAGUAGUUACAGUGUCGAUGUACAGUAAUUAGAAAUCUAUCUGUUCGGCGAUAGAAAACUGUCCACUGUGGCGAUAGUGUGUAGGGACUAUAAAAUGCCGAGACACGAGUAUUUAAUGGUUAUGUCAGCAAUUUAUGCUACUAUACAUAUACACGUAGCGUGAGAUAAUGCAGCACGUCGUUUCUGUUUUAGACAUUUUAUUUUCAUGUCGUAGACACUAAUCAAUGCAAGAUUGUUUUAUUAUUGAAAAACUAUAGAAGAUAAUUACUAGAAAUCAACAUAGAAGCUAAAAGUCCUUUGAACUUCCACAAAACAUUUGGUGACAAUAAUUAAGUAUGUGAUUUCCCACUUUUGGUUAGUUAUUAGAAAAUUUUUACCCAUUUGUAAUUGUAACAUGGUUUCUGUAAUUGAGCCAUUACAAGCCUAUUCAAUAUAGCGCUUAUUUCUAACAUGUAUGUACACGUAAUUACACACAAACCAUUAGUCCAAGCCAUAGAUAAAAGAAAUAUAUAUCCAAGCAUUUAUAUAAUAUUACGUACCUACUUAAGAAUUAAUUUUAUACAAUUUCAAACGGGCUUUUACAAAGUGACCUUACACAAAGCAGCCAAUUAUACAACGAUUAUACUAUUAUUAUAAAACCAUUUCAUAUUCAGUACCAAAACCGACCUCAGAGAAAUAGCGGAAUUACUUCAGGCUCAGUUGCAUCAGUCUAUUUUGACGUUAACUUUAACCUGCGCAGAUACGCGAAGUACGCCAUUUUGUCUAAACGGAGCGUGACCCCGGCGGUGCGCAGGUUAAUGUUAACGUCAAAGAUGACUGGUGCAACCCACCUAGACCUUAGAUUAGACAUCAAUUAAAUUGAAAUUUUAACAUAGUUAAUGGCCACAGAACGUAGAUUUAUUCAUUAAUAAUACUCAGUUUAAUUGAGACAAUUCUUGAUUGCUGUCUGUUGUAUUCAUUCUGUCAGACAUUAUAUCAAUUUCUACGAGAUCUGUGUCACAAUUUCAUGGAAAAAACAUAUAUUUUUUUAAACGAUUACAUUCAAAGUUUUUUUAAUAUCCAUAUGGCCAGUUACAAUUGCUAUAGGUACAGUAUAAAAUUGAAUUUAAUCUUAGUACAAAACUGGUCAUAGUGUGGCUAAGCCAUAUUGACCGACUAGCCAUUGGCUCCAUACAGGAAGUGAGGUCAUUUACCAUAAUAACACCAUGUAUCGAGGGUGUCGAAGUUCUGAGUAAGCUGGACUAGAUAAAGAUAGCAAGAAUCUAUCGAAAAAAUGAAGCAUAUGAUUGAAAUGGAGUGAACCAAGAAAACUAGAGUUUUAACUAUCAAGAAAUAAUAACACUUUUUUAUUAGAGAAAAUUGAAAGUGUUGUAACACGUAAAAUAAUGGACUGAGUGCCCAGUUAAUUUUUGAAUAUGAAUUUUUGGGUUGUGCGCGGUUGUUUAUUAGAAAUUAAAGAUUCAAGUAUUUUGUAAGAUUUUUAUACAAGUGUAAUUUAUUUAGUAGGGUUAAUGCCUGUCGUGUUCGUUUUAUACUCAAUUUUCAUAUUGUAAUUAAUUAGGUAUUUUCAGAAUGUGGACCAAUUCAAAACAAAGUGUCUAUGUUUUGGUGGGAUAUAAAAUGUUAGUAUUAAUAAUUUGUCACAAAUUGAAUUUUAAUAAAUAAUGAUUUAUUCAAAUUA